AUGGAAUCUUUUGCAUUGAACACCCAACUUAAUGGAUAUAACAAUGACAAUAAUUAUGUAGUGUUACAAGAGUCUGAUCUUUCAACAUUUGAUUCAAUGCUUUUCAAUACCACCACUCCUCCUCAACAAAUUUCAGAAGAUCAUUUUCUUACACCUUCUCCAUUGCAAUCACAACAACAUCUCUUUACUCCAAACUCUGCAACUCCUGAAGGUCAACAAAUUUUCAAUCAAUACAUGUUUACCUUCCUUCACCAAUUACAAUCCCAACAACAAAACAAUACAUGUGUAAACUACCAUAUGCCAGUCUUUGAUGCAUGCCAACGAUCUCAACAAGAAUUGUUUGACCCAGCCACAUUUAAUUUAAAUGGUGAUACCAUGUUACGUUUAGACUCUGAAGAAAUAUUUCUUAAUGAAGAAGAUGUCACUGUCAACCAAAAUAUACAACAUAAUUUCGAUUUCAAUGAAAAUCACCUCAAUUUAGAUUCCAAACCAAUUAUGCCUCACCAACUCCAAAAUAAUCAACAUAGCUUUCUUUCCCCACCAUUUAAUCACCACUUUAUCAAUGAAUCGAAUGCUAUUGGCACUCCUUCUGAUUUGAAGGAAGAAGAAUUCUUCUCUGGUUUUAUUCCAGAGAUGUAUCAUGCUGAUGUUGAUGUCAUACCAAAGAAUGAAACUUGCGGUUCUCCUUUGAGUUCCUCUUCAGCAUCAAACUCGGCAGCCAAUAGCAUCAAUAACAGUAGCACCAAUAAUGUAAAUAACACAUCCAACAAUAAUUCAAACAAUUUGGGACCAAUUAUUCAAGUACCAGGUCUUACCUCUAAUUUCUCACCUAAAGAAGCAACUCUUUCUUCAUGGUUCAACAGUAUUUCAAAACUGCCCGAAAGCAGUAUUGUGUUAAAAUGUGAUCCAUACGGAUUUACUGAAAAUAAUGGUACAUGUAGACCAAGAGGUUCUCAAUACUCAGUAUUUGUCAAUGACAAUAUUCGUAUUGACUUUUCCUUCAAGAUUCCAAGCAAUCUUGAUUUAUAUUUCGAGCAAGAUGGUGUCAACAAAUCAAUCUUUGAUUUAUUCAUUGAAGAAUGCAAGUUUGAAUUAUGUUCCUUCUUGGAUGACGAUGACACAAACACUGAGGUUGUUAUUGAAAGCAGCGAGUCCAUUUCAAAUAUCAAAAAGACUGAUGAUCUCAUUCAAAUAUCAUUGACUACAGUCAUUAAGCGAGAUACAAACAAUAAGAGAGCCUCAAGAUCAAAGGCCAAGCCAACCACUGAAGAAAAGAAGGGAAGAAAGAAAAAGAAGAAUGAAUCUUGUGCAUCAAAAAAGGUUUGCUUUUUGAGAAUAGUUACUCCUGAUUCAAGUUUUGUACUUGUCAGAAGUGAUAAUCUCUGGGUCAGAUCCAAGACAAGACAAGAAAUGGAAAGAAAGAAGGAUAGAGCUAUGGCUCAAAAGAGAAAGAAGGAAGAAUCCAAACCAGUUGAAGAUUAUCAAGAGGAAAAGGAGUCUCCAAAAAAAAAGAAGAAGACUUCUUCAAAAUCGAAAUCCAAAAAGUCCAAAUCCAAGUCCCAAACAGUCAAUAGUUUUUCCUAUGAACAAAGCCCAUUGAAAGGAGGUGCCAACAGUGCAACCUAUGGUGUUGUGUUUAAUCUUGAUUCAAUGUAA
Molecule: messenger RNA, 1656 nt
Organism: Naegleria gruberi
Lineage: Eukaryota; Heterolobosea; Eutetramitea; Acrasida; Naegleriidae
Exons: 1
Coding region: 1-1656 (551 amino acids)
Source: RefSeq, a predicted model, not a curated record